This is a messenger RNA of Brenthis ino (lesser marbled fritillary), 255 nucleotides long. The record is from the annotation of a GenBank genome assembly. Lineage: Eukaryota; Metazoa; Arthropoda; Insecta; Lepidoptera; Nymphalidae.
AUGGCAAGCACAGCCAGAGCUGCACGCCUCUAUGUCGGCAAUUUGGCGUGGACAGUCGGCCAUCGUCAGCUAAGGGAAUAUUUUGCGCAAUUUGGCCCUGUUCAAAGUGCCAAAGUAGUUUUUGACAGAUCAACAGGCCUAAGUAAAGGUUACGGUUUUGUAGAAUUUGCAAGUCCCUCAGGUGCUGCUGAUGCAACAAAUAAACAAUUGCACUCUCUUGAGGGAUUAAAUUUGAAUGUUCAACUUCAAAAUAAU